Molecule: messenger RNA, 5684 nt
Organism: Strigops habroptila (Kakapo)
Lineage: Eukaryota; Metazoa; Chordata; Aves; Psittaciformes; Psittacidae
Product: sodium channel protein type 5 subunit alpha-like
Exons: 26
Coding region: 234-5486 (1750 amino acids)
Biological process (GO): sodium ion transmembrane transport; membrane depolarization during action potential; neuronal action potential
Cellular component (GO): voltage-gated sodium channel complex; plasma membrane; axon
Molecular function (GO): voltage-gated sodium channel activity
Source: RefSeq, a predicted model, not a curated record
CUCCCUUCAUCCCUCCCCCAGGCAUCCCAAUACAAAAGAAAACUUUCUGCAUGGCAGCUAGCUAGGUAGACAGGAUGUUCUUUUGUACAGAAUGGUGCAGGUGGGAAAAUGAAAACUCUCUGUCUCUUUGAAGAUACAAGCUAGCUGAAAUUAGCAAAAGAAAUCAGUGUGAAGGUUUUUUAUUUUGAAGGGGAUUUACUUCUAGCACUGGAAACAAACAUAUAGAAGGAAAAAUGGAUCCCUUGUUUUGGUCAUCAGAAGCUAACAACUUUCGACCUUUCACCCGUGAGUCCUUGUCAGCAAUAGAGAAAAGAAUUGCUGAGAAAAAAUCCCAGCAAGCUCAAGCUAAAAAGGAGAAUAACGACAAAGAAGUUGAAGAAAAUAAACUUACUCCUAAGCUUGACCUGAAAACCGGCAAAAACCUGCCAGCUCUGUAUGGGGAUCUUCCUGUGGAGCUCAUUGGGGAACCCCUGGAGGAUAUUGAUCCAUACUACAGUGAUCACAAGACUUUUAUGGUGUUAAACAAAAGUAGGACUAUUUACCGGUUUACUGCCACACCUGCCUUGUGUAUAAUUAGUCCUUUUAAUCCAGUCAGAAAAGCAGCAAUUAAAAUUACGAUCCAUUCAUAUCCAUUUACUUGCUUUAUUUUGUGUACUGUGGUACUCAAUUGUGUUUCCAUGACUGUAAAGCUUCCAAAUGAACUCUACUGGACUGAAUAUAUUUUUACUGGCAUAUAUACUUGUGAAAUAUUGAUAAAAGUAGUAGCAGCAGGAUUCGUUUGGAAUGAAUUUACCUUUCUUCGAGAUUCAUGGAACUGUGUGGAUUUUGUCACUGCUGUCAUAACGUAUGUAACUAUGGGCAAGGGUUCAGCUCUUCGAACUUUCAGAGUACUGAGGACUUUGAAAGCUAUUUCAGUAAUACCAGGUCUGAGAGUCAUCGUAAAUUCACUUAUUGAAUCUGUUAAGAGACUUACAGAUGUGUUGAUCUUCACUGUUUUUUGCUUGAGUGUAUUUGCUCUAAUAGGCCUUCAGCUUUUUAUGGGCAAUUUAACAUUCAAAUGUGUCCUCAAUAAUACUGACUACAGUGAUACAUUAUGUAAGGAUGCUAAGAUGUAUGUACCAAGUACUGACGAUAUCUGCGCCAGAAUGAAUAAAUCUUCUGACAUAUUGCUCUGUGGGUUCAGUUCAAAUCGUGACAAUGAGUGUCCAAAAAACUAUACCUGUAAGUCGAUUGGGAAGAAUCCUGACUUUGGUUAUACAAGUUUUGAUCAUUUUGGCUGGGCCUUCCUUUCUUUGUUUCGUCUGAUGACACAAGAUUACUGGGAGCGUCUCUACAGACAAAUGUUGGCUGCAGGAGAAGGUAAUAAGACCCUACCUGUCAGAUCUGAAAUGUCAGCUGCUGACUUGAAAAAUUCAGAAGAAAAAGAAAUGAAGAAAGAAAAACCUAUUUCAAGAAAAAGUUCAAUUUUAAGUGAUCAUGACAAAGAUGAGCAUAUAUUUCAGGCACAGCCUCGUCACUGCCACAAGAAGCUUAGGCAGGUACUGCUGUCCUAUGAAUUGUCAGUGGACUCUAUUAAUGAUCCUUUUCAAAGACAAAGGUUAAUGAGCGCGGCCACUGUUAUUACAGAAAUGCAAAAGUCAAAAAUUAAAUGCCCUUCUCGAUGGAAACAUCUUGCUCAAAAGUAUCUAAUUUGGAAUUGUUGUCCAUUCUGGAGAGCAGUCAAAGAGAAGGUGAAAUUGGUAGUUUUGGAUCCAUCUGCUGAUCAUUUGAUCAUGUUUUGCAUUAUCGUGAAUACCUUUUUCAUGGCUUUGGAGCAGCCUGGCAUGAACUCUGAUUACCAAAACAUAAUUUCUAGAAGUGACUGGGUCUUCACCCUGAUUUUUACAGCAGAAAUGAUCUUGAAAAUCAUUGCUCUUGAUCCUUACAACUACUUUCAGCAAAAAUGGAAUAUUUUUGAUAGCAUAGUUGUUAUGAUUGACCUAAUAAGCUUUAAAGAAAAUCUGUCAUAUUUCAGGCUGCUCAGGAUCUUCAAAUUGGCAAAGUUCUGGCCAGCCUUAAAUACUCUUAUGCAAACAAUUCUAAACUCAGUUGGUGCUCUGGGUAACCUCACUCUGGUUUUGAUUAUCACUGUAUUUAUUUUUGCUGUAGUAGGAAAGCAGGUUUUAGGCACUUACUAUGACAGCUAUUCUAAAACAAACACUAGUGAACCGUUACGCUGGCAUAUGAAGGAUUUUUGUCAUUCAUUCCUGAUUAUAUUCCGAAUAUUAUGCGGAGAAUGGAUUGAAACCAUGUGGGAAUGUAUGGAAGUGGCUGGGAAAGGGCUAUGUCUUCCCAUUUUCUUGCUAGUCCUGGUCAUAGGAAACCUGGUGGUGCUCAACUUAUUCAUUGCCUUGUUGCUGAAUUCGUUCAAUACUGACUCCUCAAUGGGACAAGAAGAACCUGGACAAAUGACCAAAAGUCAGAUUACAGUUGCGCAGAUUCACAAGGGCCUGCAGUCUGUGAAAGACAGAAUUUUGGGUCAUUGUGGCAAAACAAUGAAAAAAAGCCUCAAAAAAACAGCCAAAAAGAAGACUUUGGUGAAAAUUUCUGCCAAAGACAUAGAGGAAAAUGACCAUGCCGUGACAGAUGUCAGAAAGGAUAUAGACAACAGCAGCUUUGACAUGGGAUAUUGCAAUACUGAACAGAAUUGCCCAGUAACAAGGAAAUACGAAGCAUUUUUAACCAGUCAUAGUACCUGUGUUCCCAUUGCAGUAGCAGAGACUUACAUGGAUGAUGGUGGUGAUGAGCACAGUGUAUGCGCAGAAAUAGAAUAUAAAAAACAGGGAGACAGGUUAAGAUGUACAGAGAAGUGCCGGAAUUCGAGUGGCUUCAGUCAGAUUUCUGGGACUUCUGAAACUUUAAGUUGUUUUUCAGAAACACACCAAAAAAAAGAGCAAAAAGAGAAAUGUGAUGGUGGUAGCUAUUCUGAAGCCAGCACUGUGGAUCCAGUUAUUCUCCUGGAGACCUUUUCCCAGCCUAAAAAGUCACACCUACCUAAGGACUGUUUUACAGAAAGUUGCGUUGAAUAUUUCCCGUGUUGUGCAGUGGAUACCUCUAAGUUUCCAGGCAGAACUUGGUGGAACUUUAGAAAAACCUGCUGCAAAAUUGUUAAACAUAGCUGGUUUGAACUUUUUAUAAUUUUUAUGAUAAUAUUGAGCAGCGCAGCACUGGCAUUUGAAGAUAUUCACCUGCAGGAAAGACAAAAAGUGAAAAUGCUUCUAGAGUACGCUGAUCAAAUAUUUACCUACAUCUUUUUUAUGGAGAUGCUUCUGAAAUGGGUAGCUUAUGGUUUGCACAGUUAUUUCACAAAUGCCUGGUGUUGUCUAGACUUCAUCAUUGUAUGUCUGUCAUGUGUUUCCUGGGGAAUAAAUACUGCUUCCGACUCAUCACUUUGUUCCUCUGGGAGUUCCCUGAAGUCUCUCAGGACUCUUAGAGCAUUGAGGCCUCUCCGAGCUUUGUCAAGAUUUGAAGGGAUAAAGGUUGUUGUGAAUGCACUCUUGGGAGCCAUCCCUUCAAUCUUGAACGUUUUGCUCGUCUGUAUUGUCUUCUGGCUGCUAUUUAACAUUGCAGGAGUAAAAUUACUUGGAAAAAAAUUUUGGAAAUGCACACUCACAGAAGUAAAUGGCAGUUUAAUUCAGAACAAAGAUAAUUGUACUCACUUUAAUGGAAAAUGGAUAAAUAGUGAUGUAAACUUUGAUAAUGUUGGAAUGGGAUACUUGGCUCUCCUCCAAGUGGCAACUUUUAAAGGUUGGAUGGAUAUUAUGUAUGCAGCAGUGGAUUCUCGUCAGAUAGAUGAACAGCCACAGUUUGAAGCAUUCUUAGCCAUGUAUAUGUAUUUUGUGAUUUUCAUUAUUUUUGGAUCUUUCUUCAUGCUGAACCUUUUCAUUGGAGUGGUUAUCAGCAAUUUCAACCAACAAAGGAAAAAGAUAAGUGGAAAAGAUCUAUUUUUGACUGAGGAACAGAAAAAGUACUAUAAUGCCCUAAAAAAACUUGGAUCAAAGAAACCUCAAAAACCCAUCCCAAGACCAUUGAAUAUGUUCCAAGGAUUGCUGUUUGACAUAGUAUCACACAAAGCAUUUGAUAUUACUGUUGCAGUUUUCAUCUGUCUAAAUAUGGUCAUUAUGAUGGCAGAAAAUAAGCAGAACGACAUCAAGAAUGUUCUUAAUAAAAUCAACCUUUUUUUCGUGGCAGUAUUUACUGCGGAAUGUGUCAUAAAAAUACUAGCCUUAAGACGUUACUUCUUCACCUCUGGCUGGAACAUAUUUGACUUAGCUGUUGUGAUCCUUUCACUAGUUAGUACUGGACUUUCUGAAGGCUUUCAUGCUUUGUUCUCUCCUACGCUGUUGAGAAUUUUUCGUUUGGCAAGAAUUGUCCGAAUCCUGAGAUUAAUUCGACAAGCUAGAGGAAUUCGAGCUCUGCUUUUUGCCUUACUGAUGUCUCUUCCUGCACUGUUCAACAUUGGUCUUUUGCUUUUUCUGGUUAUGUUCAUUUAUGCCAUUGUGGGCAUGACAAACUUUGCCUGUCUUGACUGGGAAGGUGGUAUUGAUAACCUUUUCAACUUUCAAACCUUUGAUAGUAGCAUUCUCUGUCUCUUUCAAAUUACAACGUCAGCUGGCUGGGAUGGUCUUCUGGCCCCUCUGUUAAAAGACUCUAAUUCAUGUGCUCCCAACUUAAAUUUAACAAGUGAACAGAAAAAAAAUUGCAAAAGUAAGGGAUUUGGUAUUUUUUAUUUUGUAAGCUAUGUCAUUAUAUCAUUUCUUAUUGUUGUAAAUAUGUACAUAGCUGUCAUUUUAGAGAACUUCAAUAUUGCCACUGAAGAAAGCACAGAUCUUCUUUGUGAGGAUGACUUUGAUAUGUUUUAUGAGACCUGGGGAAAAUUUGAUCCUCAGGCAACACAGUUUAUUGAAUAUUCUGCUCUUUCAGACUUUGCAGAUGCUCUGGCAGAACCCUUACGCAUUCCAAAGCCUAAUAAAAUUCAGCUCAUAUCCAUGGACCUCCCUCUAGUUAGUGGAGAUAAGAUCCACUGCUUGGAUGUCUUGCUUGCUUUCUCUAAAAGGGUUUGGGGAGAAUCUGGAGAUUUGGGUGAUCUUGAAAUGCACAUUGAAGAAAAAUUUAUGGCUGACGAUUCAGCUAAAAUUUCUUGCAACCCAAUUACUACUACCCUUAAAAGGAAACAAGAGGAAGUAUCAGCUCUUAUUAUUCAAAAGGCCUUCCGGAGGUAUUUGGUGCAGCGUUCUUCUAAAAAGAAACCUUUCUUAUACCAUCAUAAACACUACAACAGUGCUGUCUUUGAAGAAGGAACAAGUGAGAAGGGAAGUCCUACUGCAUCAAUGCUUAAUGGAGAUAAUGGUAGGAAGCUAGAUAAAUCAUGGACAACAUCUUCCAUAUCUCUCCCUUUAUUUUGUGAUGGUAUUGCUGAAACAGAUAGCAAUAAUGUUGACACAUAAGGUUGCCCCAGGCUGCAGCAUUUUUGACUAAAUCAGUAUCAGUUAUUUUCAGAUGGAGAAAAUAUUCAGAUGGAGCGUAAUGCUUUAAAUUUUGAAUAGUGCUGGCAACCUUUAAAUAUUGUGAUUGUUCUAUUUUGCAAAUGCUCCUUGAAGCAAGUAAGAUUUGAACAAAUAUGUCAAAUAUUAGAGGAAAACCAA